Messenger RNA from Chanos chanos (milkfish), 801 nucleotides. RefSeq names its product BARX homeobox 1 (gene barx1). The record is from RefSeq and is a predicted model, not a curated record. NCBI's taxonomy places the organism in Eukaryota, Metazoa, Chordata, Actinopteri, Gonorynchiformes, Chanidae. The transcript has 4 exons. Bases 55 to 801 code for a protein of 248 amino acids. Gene Ontology annotation, molecular function: DNA-binding transcription factor activity, RNA polymerase II-specific; DNA binding. Gene Ontology annotation, biological process: regulation of DNA-templated transcription.
AAACAAACGGAAGAGUGCGUCUGUUUGGAAUUCAUUCUACGCAUAAAUAUAACCAUGCAACAUCCUUUGGAGAUCGGAGCGCACUAUUAUCCACCGGAGGCGCAUCCUGACCACAGGUCUCACCGAUACAGGAGUUUCAUGAUCGAAGAGAUUUUAACAGAUCAUCCGGACCACAAAGUCUCUGCCCCGGCUGGAGAUCUCCUUAAAUUCGGAGUACAUGCUCUUUUAUCUGCACGACCAUACCACAGCCAUUUGGUGCUGAAGGCAGAUCAGUCCAGCAUCCUGAAGUUUCCAAUGUCUCCAUUAUCAUGUUCGCUUGGAGCACCCUUAGGAUCCGCACUCUUGUCUGGGGCUUCAACUCUACAGGUGGGUUCUCCAUCCCACCAUCUGCCACUGGAUCUCCAUCUUCGCAGUAAACUUGACCCUGGAGGAGAUGCAGUGAGCAAGACAAAGAAAGGAAGACGGAGUCGAACUGUCUUUACUGAACUCCAGCUGAUGGGCUUGGAAAAAAGAUUUGAGAAACAGAAGUACCUUUCAACCCCUGAUAGAAUAGACCUGGCUGAGUCUUUAGGCCUUAGUCAACUUCAAGUCAAAACUUGGUAUCAAAACAGAAGAAUGAAAUGGAAGAAGAUCGUAUUACAAGGAGGAGGAUUGGAAUCUCCAACCAAACCUAAAGGCCGUCCAAAGAAAAACUCCAUUCCAACAAGUGAACAACUUUCAGAGCAAGAGAGGACACGAGAUGCGCAUCGUCUGUCUGACAGUUCCACCUCAUCUCAUUCAGAUGCCAAUCAAGAGGAUUAA